AUGGAAAGUAUUAAUNCGGUCGAUGAAAGGACACUUUUANAGGCCAUACUGUGUACAAAGUUGAAGGGGCAAGCUCUUCUAGAUUUUGAAACACAGGACGUAAAUAAUUUCGAGCAGCUAAAGCACGAGAUCAAAACUACAUACUCCGCAAAAAAAGGCACAACCGAGCUACAGAUAGAGUUUAGCUCGCUAAAACAAAAGCAUGAAAAAAGCGCGUUAAAUUAUGGACAGCGAGUUAAUCAGUUAGCCAUGGAACUUUACGAGUCUAUGAUAGAAGGUAAAUUACGGACCAUGGAACAAAAACGCACGAUUUUAGAAACCAUAAAAGAACAAGCAUUACAUNACUAUCAAAUCGGGCUACGCGAGGAUCUGAAAGUGAUAAUACGAUCACGCAGUUAUAAGACGUUGCAAGAAGCAAUAGCUGGCACAAGUGCGGAAGAAAAAGCCGCGAGUACGAGGCCGAAAAAUCGUGCGCCAUCACAAGUGCGUGGCCCAAAGAAUUUCACUUGCUAUAAGUGCGGGAAGAUNGGUCAUUACGGGAGAGAAUGCCGAUCUAGCAAAAUGACGUUGCCGAAGCCGGGCAAUAGUCGGGUAAAUGCAGUUGAAAAAUAUUGCAACUAUUGCAGGAAAACGGGUCAUAUACGAGAAAACUGCUGGUCGCUGAAUGACAAGAAGGAUAACAAAAAUUACAUCACGAAGGGAGAGACAAAGAAUGCAAUACAAAAAGCAAAAAGCUGA
Pseudomyrmex gracilis is the source of this 738-nucleotide messenger RNA. RefSeq lists its product as uncharacterized. Bases 1 to 738 code for a protein of 245 amino acids. The transcript has a single exon. Lineage: Eukaryota; Metazoa; Arthropoda; Insecta; Hymenoptera; Formicidae. The record is from RefSeq and is a predicted model, not a curated record. Gene Ontology annotation, molecular function: nucleic acid binding; zinc ion binding.